Biomphalaria glabrata is the source of this 1420-nucleotide messenger RNA. Its product is annotated as aquaporin-7-like. Gene Ontology annotation, cellular component: basolateral plasma membrane; plasma membrane. Gene Ontology annotation, biological process: water transport; glycerol transmembrane transport. Lineage: Eukaryota; Metazoa; Mollusca; Gastropoda; Planorbidae. The coding region runs from base 181 to 1161 and encodes 326 amino acids. The transcript has 8 exons. Gene Ontology annotation, molecular function: glycerol channel activity; water channel activity. The record is from RefSeq and is a predicted model, not a curated record.
CUCUCCAGAUUGAUAACACGGGACACUUGUUAUUUCUAUAUGUGUAGACAAUCUGUGUUAGGAAAUGUACACAAAAAAAAAAUCCUCAAACGAAAGGAAGCGCAUUCUUAAAAUUUCUACACUGGCUACCUUGCUAUAAGAAAAGUUUAUCUGUUCAAUCAUGUAGGUCACGUGACUAUCAUGUCUAAGACAGAGGAAAUCACGCCCACUCGAUCCAACUCCUACAACGUCAUACUCAGAGAAGCGGCUGCCGAGUUCCUGGGUACUUUCGUCCUCAUAGUGUUUGGUGUGGGUUCUGUUGCCCAGUUUGUGUUCAGUGAAGGAAAGACAGGUUCUACUGACCAGGUCAGGUGGUCAUGGGGACUUGGAGUGGCGUUUGGUGUGUAUGUGGCAGGCGGUGUCUCAGGUGGACAUCUGAACCCGGCAGUGACACUCACACUUUGCCUGUUUAAAAAAGUUUCCUGGAACAGAUUACUGCCCUACUGGAUUGCCCAAUACUUUGGUGCUUUCAUUGCCUCGGGUUUGGUCUACGCUGUCUACUAUGAUGCAUUCUCCACUUUCAAGGGAGGUAACCGAACUAUUGAGACCUCGUCGAUAUUUGUAACGUAUCCACAGAGUUAUCUCACAGUGGGUAAUGGACUAGGCGACCAGGUUUUCGGUACCGCCCUACUUAUGCUGCUGGUAAUGGCCCUUGGUGACCCUAGAAACAUGUCUCCUCAAAAGGGUUAUCUCCCUUUGGUCGUAGGUCUGGUGGUCGUGGCCAUCGGGAUGACAUUUUCCUACAACUGUGGCUACGCCAUCAACCCUGCAAGAGAUCUGGCGCCCAGGCUGUUUGUGCUCUCAGCUGGUUGGGGUUCCCAGGUUUUCAGUUACAACAAUUAUCAGUGGUUCUGGAUUCCUGUGUUGGGACCCCACCUCGGUGCCAUCAUAGGGGGCGCUGUGUAUGAAAUGUUUAUCAACAAUGCCAUUCCUGGAGUCGACUGGUCAGUUUGCCCCGGGAGAAAUAAGUGCUUUAUGCCCCCAGAUGAGCCCUCACUUAGAGCCGCCAACUCCAGGAAUACGGAAGUGUAUACCAUUAUGGACAUGAAAGCAGCUGAGGCGGAGUGUUCAGGAGGCGUGCCUUCCUACAAGUUUACUGCCAGUGUCAAUAAACAGUCAUGACAGCUGUCAGUUAUCUCCUAGGUGUCAGACAGAUGACCCUUGGCGAAUAUAUAGCAAAACUGAACAUAAUUGUAAAACAUUCCUGUUAGAAGAGACUCAGAUGCCUGGCGAUCAAUAAUAGUCUCUUCAAAAUGUUUCUCCCAAGAAGAUUGUAAAAUUGUAACAUAGAACAAAACAUUGAAUGAUUAUCUACAUCUAUUUGUAAUGUAUAUUGUAUUAUAACUGUAAAUAAAGUGUAUUAAAAUAUGUUUGUAAUGAA